Cynara cardunculus var. scolymus (artichoke) is the source of this 1530-nucleotide messenger RNA. RefSeq names its product polyadenylate-binding protein 2. The coding region runs from base 1 to 1530 and encodes 509 amino acids. The transcript has 7 exons. The record is from RefSeq and is a predicted model, not a curated record. Gene Ontology annotation, cellular component: ribonucleoprotein complex. Gene Ontology annotation, molecular function: RNA binding. Lineage: Eukaryota; Viridiplantae; Streptophyta; Magnoliopsida; Asterales; Asteraceae.
AUGGCGGAGAUGUCUGUGACAAGGGCACUUACGAGGAUGGUCUGCCCUUCAACAUUUGCGCCAGUUAAUGGUUUUGUGAACAGUUCGUUAUAUGUUGGGGAUUUGGAUGGUAACGUUACCGAAGGCCAAUUGUUUGAUCUCUUCAGUACAGUGGGGCGAGUUGCUUCAGUUAGGGUUUGUUGUGAUCGAGAGAAAGGGGUUUCACUUGGCUAUGGCUAUGUGAAUUACAAUAACGCACAAGAUGCUAAAAAAGCUCAAGAGCUUUUGAACUUCACAAGGAUUAAUGGAAAACAAAUCAGGAUCAUGUUUUCGAAUCGCGAUCCCAGCACGCGAAAAAGCGGGAUCGGCAACGUUUUCGUGAAGAAUUUGGAUUCAUCGAUCGAUAACAAGUUUCUAUACGACACCUUUGCUGUUUUCGGUACCGUGCUUACUUGUAAAGUUGCUGUUAAUAGCAAUGGUGAAUCAAAAGGGUAUGGAUUCGUACAGUUUGAUCGCGAAGAAGUUGCACAAACUGCAAUAAGGACGUUAAAUAGAAAGUUGAUGAACGAUAAGCGAGUUUAUGUUGGCCCGUUUAUUCGCCAAGAAGAAAGAAGGAAUAUUGCGAAUGUGUAUGAGAUUAUUAGAGAGGCUAAUUUGUACAUGAAAAAUCUUGAUGAAAGCAUAACCGAUGAUAUGUUGGAGGAGUUGUUUUCCGAGUUCGGAACCAUAAAAUCUUGCAAGGUCAUGCUUGAUCCAAAAGGAGUGAGCAAGGGUUUUGGAUUUGUUGCUUUUUCGAAACCGGACGAGGCUAAGAGGGCUAUGGAUGAGAUGAAAGGAAAGAUGGUCGGGCGCAAACCCUUGUAUGUCACGAUCGCUCAGCCUAAAGCCGAAAGAAUGGCUCUACUACGGGCACAUUUUGGUCCAAGUUGGGUUCAUCCUGGUGCACCUAACCUAGCCCCCCAACCACUAUAUUUGGGUCAAGGUGGUCCACGGUUGCUACCUCGUCCUGGUUAUGGGAUAAUGACUGGUGUUCACUCUUCAAAUUUCUUGAUGAUCCCUUAUGUGCCUCUAAGGCGAGGUCGAUCGGAGAAUCACUCGGCUCCAAUAAGCCCACCGAGCCCACAUGCUAUGUCUCGACAGCCGAUGCCCGAUGGCCCGAGCCAACUUUUCCGGCAUGUGUUUAGUGGGCGAUUUGUUGCGGACAAUCGUAUGGUUGAAGCUCUCAUGGAUAACGACGUGUUUCAAGUGCCUUUUGAUAUUGCAUCGUCGUCGUCCCAAGUUAAUCUCCAGCUUUCCGGACCAAUUGAUCACCGCGGAAAAUUUGCUUCGGUGUUGGCUUUCGCUACUCCGCAAAACCAACGAUGGAUCCUCAGCGAACACCUAUUCCCGUUGGUGGAACAAAUUGAGCGCGAGAAUGCAGCUAAGGUAACUGAGAUGUUGCUCGAUUCGAUGGAUCUAACCGAAGUUAUUCAUCUAAUCGAGUCUCCGGAAGCUCUUAAGACGAAGGUUGCAGAGGCCAUGGAGACGAUUAUUUCUCGUGUCGAGUUUUAG